This is a messenger RNA of Prorocentrum cordatum, 353 nucleotides long. The record is from the annotation of a GenBank genome assembly. NCBI's taxonomy places the organism in Eukaryota, Dinophyceae, Prorocentrales, Prorocentraceae.
CAGCCCGGCCUGUCGUCCAGCUGCUUCUCGCCCGAGCUGUCACCUGCGUCGCAAGCUGGCGACGCCGCCGCGGCAUCCGCGCCGGGCAGCGGCCACAGGUCGCCGCCGGCCCCGACGCCGCCGCCCCCCGACGCGGGCCCCGCGAAGGCGGGCAGCCGGCGCGUAGGUGACUACGCGCAUGGCGUGGGGAAGGUCUCGCCGAAGGCGGAGGCGCCGUCCGUGCAGGGCUCCCCGCUGGGGCCGCUGUCCGAAGACCAGAGCUACACGCCGCCCCCCCAGCAGGCGGCAGCGCCGCGCCGCCGGUCGGCCACGCCGGGGACCACAUGCACCUCCGGAACCCGUCGGCGAGCCAG